Coregonus sp. 'balchen' is the source of this 17899-nucleotide messenger RNA. The record is from the annotation of a GenBank genome assembly. NCBI's taxonomy places the organism in Eukaryota, Metazoa, Chordata, Actinopteri, Salmoniformes, Salmonidae.
AUGGACAAUGGCCCAGCCCUGCCAGAUAGCCUGGUGCUGGAGAUCUUCCUGCGUCUCCCCCAUGACACUGUGCUGAGCGCUGGCCUUGCCUGCAGACAGUGGUUGGCCGUGUCCAGAGAUGAGUUCCUGUGGAGGGAGCUGUUCUACAGCUACUACAGAAUCCCCCGCUCUGUGCCCAGACACCCUGGUAGGUCACAUAGAACACCAGGCAGCAGGGUUGGGCUAAUUCCAUUCAAACCCAACCAACACAGGAAAUGAUGUUGAUUUCAGCUAAUGAAUGGUUCCAUCAUAGGAAAGGAUGGACACUUUUCAAUUUAUAAAGGAGGAAAGUAUUGCACUCAACAACAAAAAAAUGUGUACUGUAAAAACUAAUGUGCCAGCACACAGUGCCCUUGUCCAGUUCCUACUUGAGGUAAUUAUUAUUGCAGUACUGAGUCACUGAUAUCUUGUGUUAACUGUUGCUCAUUGGCUUGAAGUACUGUCAUCGCUGAUUUGCAUAGAUGUUUGACUUCUUCCUCCUGUCUCUGGGCCUAGCUGCUCUGUCGUGGUACAGGGAGUUCAAGCGUCUGUUUGACUGUAUCCCCUGUGUGGAGGUCCAGACUCUGAAAGAGCACCAUGACCAGGUCCUCCACCUGGCCUUCUCCCACCGCGGACACCGCUUCUCCUCCUGCUCCAAAGACUGCACCGUCAAGGUCUGUCACAUUAUAUGACUGGAGAAGACAGUAGCUUUAGCCUAGGGACAGGGAUAAGCCAAAUAAAGAUGUUGUAUUCCACAACAACAGUCGCAAUGAUACAUUUUUGCCCCAAGGCCAAUGUUAGCAUAAUGUCCCAAAUGGAUCCUUGACUGCUGUUAUGCAAAAACUAAAAUAUAAGUAUUUGUCAAUAUUACAGCACAGGAACCAUUGUGGACCUUCAUUCAAGCUUGUAGUGCCUAAAAAUGUGAUGUAGGGGAAACAAAUAAAAUUGUAGAGAUUUGCACAUCAUGGCUGUAGACAAAAUGUAUUGGUCACGUACACAGUUUAGCACAUUAUAGUGGGUGCAGCGACAUGCUUGUUUCUAGCGCCGGGCAGUGCAGUAAAAAUGUCAAACAAGUACACAAAUAAUAAUCAAAAACUAGAAACAAGAAAUCACGAAUGUCAGGAUGAAUCCAGUUAACCCAAAUAUACUGCUUGUCUCUCUCAUUAUCUAACAUCCUCCUCUCUCCUGCCUGUGCUGGUCAGCUUUGGGACACAGAGCGGCCCGAUGGCACCAUCACCAUGGUGCACAGCUCCAGCAUGCGCCAGUUCAACUGGGGCUACACCCAGUUCUCCCAGUUCAACGGUGACGACACCCUGCUACUGGUGUCUGGAGUCUACCUGGGCCCUCAUCACUCCUCCUCUGGGGAGAUCGCUGUCAUCAACUUGGGUAGGACACACACACUCUCCUGCUUUUGUCUCCUUCCUUGUCUUCCUUGUCUUCCUCUACUCGCUCUUUCUCUUGUGCUUUCAUUGGUCAUUUUUCUGGAAAGUGCAUCACAAAGCCUAAUUUCCUUUGUUAAAGGCCAAUGACGUUACGACACACAGACAUUGUGAUUCGUGUGGGACAUAGAUGGAGCACAGUAUGAGGAAAUGUGGAGGAAAACUAAAUGACAUACACAGCACACUUUAAUUAUAACUAUAACUGUUAAGCAACUAACAUUUCCUCACACUUCUUUUUACAUGCAAAACAGGUCUUAAAGUUACAUAUUUGCUCUGACACACCCAAGCCAGACCAUAGCUACUACAACCAGUGGAGGCUGGUGGGAGGAGCUAUAGGAGGACAGGCUCAUUGUAGUGGCUGGAAUGGAAUUAAUGGAACGGAGUCGAACAUGUGGUUUCCAUAUGUUUGAUACUGUUUCAUUUAUUCCAUCCAGCCAUUACAAUGAGCCCGUCCUCUUAUAGCUCCUCCCACCAGCCUCCACUGACUACAACCCAUUUCAAUUGUGCAAGUGCAUCCGUGAAAACACAAAGAAUCUUACCACACCUGCGGCAUAAUACAGUACUGUUGCAACAUAUUAAAUAGGCCUACCUGUAUUCAUGAACUUAUCUGUCCUUUUGAAAGAUAACAACAUAUCUCAUAUCUAUAAUGUAACAAUAAUAUUUGUUAUUCUCACACUCUAAGUCACGUGUCAAACACAAGGCUGGCCUGUGAUGCAUUUCUAUCCAGCCCGCGCAAUGAUUUGGGUUGUCAAAUAAUUUAUGCCCGCUUCCAUCCUGCCUGUGACGUGCUGCACUACAGGUCACAGCAUGCACUGCGAAACCUCUUCACAGACACACCCACACCCAGACAUGAGCCAGUCAGUGUUUUGUAUUACAUCAUCACUAAUGGUACUGACCGAAUCUUUUACUGGACCGGAUGUUGAAAUGUGUUGUAGGCUAAAUGUAGAUGCCAAGUUUCAGUUCCAACGGGUCAUUGCUGUAGCCUACAGAAAAUGUAAUCUUGUCAAAAAAUUAUAAGAUAAAGGAUUCACUCACGGGUAAAUUACUACUAAAGGACAAUAGGACAGACACGUGAGUAUAAAUGAUUCAACAGUUGAGUCAUCUACUUUAUGAAAUUACAGCCUGAUGCGCUCGCACCGGUGAAUUCAACUUACAUUUACAGUGAGGGAAAAAAGUAUUUGAUCCCCUGCUGAUUUUGUACGUUUGCCCACUGACAAAGACAUGAUCAGUCGAUCAUUUUAAUGGUAGGUUUAUUUGAACAGUGAGAGACAGAAUAACAACAAAAAAAUCCAGGAAAACGCAUGUCAAAAAUGUUAUAUACAGUGGGGAAAAAAGUAUUUAGUCAGCCACCAAUUGUGCAAGUUCUCCCACUUAAAAAGAUGAGAGGCCUGUAAUUUUCAUCAUAGGUACACAUCAACUAUGACAGACAAAAUGAGAGAAAAAAAUCAAGAAAAUCACAUUGUAGGAUUUUUAAUGAAUUUAUUUGCAAAUUAUGGUGGAAAAUAAGUAUUUGGUCAAUAACAAAAGUUUCUCAAUACUUUGUUAUAUACCCUUUGUUGGCAAUGACACAGGUCAAAUGUUUUCUGUAAGUCUUCAAAAGGUUUUACACACUGUUGCUGGUAUGUUGGCCCAUUCCUCCAUGCAGAUCUCCUCUAGAGCAGUGAUGUUUUGGGGCUGUCGCUGGGCAACACGGACUUUCAACUCCCUCCAAAGAUUUUCUAUGGGGUUGAGAUCUGGAGACUAGCUAGGCCACUCCAGGACCUUGAAAUGCUUCUUACGAAGCCACUCCUUCGUUGCCCGGGCGGUGUGUUUGGGAUCAUUGUCAUGCUGAAAGACCCAGCCACGUUUCAUCUUCAAUGCCCUUGCUGAUGGAAGGAGGUUUCCACUCAACAUCUCACGAUACAUGGCCCCAUUCAUUCUUUCCUUUACACGGAUCAGUCGUCCUGGUCCCUUUGCAGAAAAACAGCCCCAAAGCAUGAUGUUUCCACCCCCGUGCUUCACAGUAGGUAUGGUGUUCUUUGGAUGCAACUCAGCAUUCUUUGUCCUCCAAACACGACGAGUUGAGUUUUUACCAAAAGGUUCUAUUUUGGUUUCAUCUGACCAUAUGACAUUCUCCCAAUCCUCUUCUGGAUCAUCCAAAUGCACUCUAGCAACUUCAGACGGGCCUGGUCAUGUACUGGCUUAAGCAGGGGGACACGUCUGGCACUGCAGGAUUUGAGUCCCUGGCGGCGUAGUGUGUUACUGAUGGUAGGCUUUGUUACUUUGGUCCCAGCUCUCUGCAGGUCAUUCACUAGGUCCCCCCGUGUGGUUCUGGGAUUUUUGCUCACCGUUCUUGUGAUCAUUUUGACCCCACGGGGUGAGAUCUUGCGUGGAGCCCCAGAUCGAGGGAGAUUAUCAGUGGUCUUGUAUGUCUUCCAUUUCCUAAUAAUUGCUCCCACAGUUGAUUUCUUCAAACCAAGCUGCUUACCAAUUGCAGAUUCAGUCUUCCCAGCCUGGUGCAGGUCUACAAUUUUUGUUUCUGGUGUCCUUUGACAGCUCUUUGGUCUUGGCCAUAGUGGAGUUUGGAGUGUGACUGUUUGAGGUUGUGGACAGGUGUCUUUUAUACUGAUAACAAGUUCAAACAGGUGCCAUUAAUACAGGUAACGAGUGGAGGACAGAGGAGCCUCUUAAAGAAGAAGUUACAGGUCUGUGAGAGCCAGAAAUCUUGCUUGUUUGUAGGUGACCAAAUACUUAUUUUCCACCAUAAUUUGCAAAUAAAUUCAUUAAAAAUCCUACAGUGUGAUUUUCUGGAAAUUCUUUUCUCAAUUUGUCUGUCAUAGUUGACGUGUACCUAUGAUGAAAAUUACAGGCCUCUCUCAUCUUUUUAAGUGGGAGAACUUGCACAAUUGGUGGCUGACUAAAUAAUUUUUUCCCCCACUGUAUUGAUUUGCAUUUUAAUGAGGGAAAUAAGUAUUUGACCCAUCUGCAAAACAUGACUUAGUACUUGGUUGCAAAACCCUUGUUGGCAAUCACAGAGGUCAGACGUUUCUUGUAGUUGGCCACCAGGUUUGCACACAUCUCAGGAGGGAUUAUGUCCCACUCCUCUUUGCAGAUCUUCUCCAAGUCAUUAAGGUUUCGAGGCUGACGUUUGGCAACUCGAACCUUCAGCACCCUCCACAGAUUUUCUAUGGGAAUAAGGUCUGGAGACUGGCUAGGCCACUCCAGGACCUUAAUGUGCUUCUUCUUGAGCCACUCCUUUGUUGCCUUGGCCGUGUGUUUUGGGUCAUUGUCAUGCAGGAAUACCCAUCCACAACCCAUUUUUAAUGCCCUGGCUGAGGGAAGGAGGUUCUCACCCAAGAUGUGACGGUACAUGGCGCCGUCCAUCAUCCUUUUGAUGUGGUGAAGUUGUCCUGUCCCCUUAGCAGAAAAACACCCCCAAAGCAUAAUGUUUCCACCUCCAUGUUUGACGGUGGGGAUGGUGUUCUUGGGGUCAUAGGCAGCAUUCCUCCUCCUCCAAACACGGCAAGUUGAGUUGAUGCCAAAGAGCUCCAUUUUGGUCUCAUCUGACCACAACACUUUCACCCAGUUCUCCUCUGAAUCAUUCAGAUGUUCAUUGGCAAACUUCAGACUGGCCUGUAUAUGUGCUUUCUAGAGCAGGGGGACCUUGCGGGCGCUGCAGGAUUUCAGUCCUUCACGGCGUAGUGUGUUACCAAUUGUUUUCUUGGUGACUAUGGUCCCAGCUGCCUUGAGAUCAUUGACAAGAUCCUCCCGUGUAGUUCUGGGCUGAUUCCUCAUCGUUCUCAUGAUCAUUGCAACUCCACGAGGUGAGAUCUUGCAUGGAGCCCCAGGCCGAGGGAGAUUGACUGACUGUUAUUUUGUGUUUCUUCCAUUUGCGAAUAAUCGCACCAACUGUUGUCACCUUCUCACCAAGCUGCUUGGCGAUGGUCUUGUAGCCCAUUCCAGCCUUGUGUAGGUCUACAAUCUUGUUCCUGACAUCCUUGGAGAGCUCGUUGGUCUUGGCCAUGGUGGAGAGUUUGGAAUCUGAUUGAUUGAUUGUUUCUGUGGACAGGUGUCUUUUAUACAGGUAACAAGCUGAGAUUAGGAGUACUCCCUUUAAGAGUGUGCUCCUAAUCGCAGCUCGUUACCUGUAUAAAAGACACCAGGGAGCCAGACAUCUUUUUGAUUGAGAGGGGGUCAAAUACUUAUUUCCCUCAUUAAAAUGCAAAUCAAUUUAUAACAUUUUUGACAUGCGUUUUUCUGGAAUCUUUUGUUGUUAUUCUGUCUCUCACGGUUCAAAAAAACCUACCAUUAAAAUUAUAGACUGAUCAUUUCUUUGUCAGUGGGCAAACGUACAAAAUCAGCAGGGGAUCAAAUACUUUUUUGCCUCACUGUAUGCUUUGUCCCUUUUACAGCGGAGGGAAAGUGCUCAGACAUGCCACAGUCCUAGGCUACUAAAAUGUUGCAGUCUGGCUUUGGUUUUUAAAGCUUGACAAUGAAUAACCAAAAAACAAAACCUACAACAAAAGCAGAAACAUGUAGGCCUAUUACAGCAACAUUUGAGCAGUAGCCUAGGCUGCCUACUCAACAGCAAGACAUUUUGAGCGCACCAUACAGCAAUGCUGCAUUCAAACGCGUCUUAAGUUGUUUAAAUGUUACAACAACCUAGCUACGUUUUUGUUAUUUUGGGUUUUUAAAUCCUUUUUUAUUAUGGUCGCAGUAUAUUAUGCACGUCUGCAAGCACAGCAGCAAAGGCUGGACAAAUACGGUAAAACUUAAAUUAAACGUCUAGUCUCAAAUAGCCGCUUGUCCCUUUUUUUAAUAGCCGGACAAUGGCACACAUUUCAGCAAAUAAAUGGCUGUUUCAAAUAAACACCUGGUCUAAAUGAAUUGUUUUACGAGGUUACCAUACAUUUUUUAAGCUGCAAUAUGUCACUUUUUGGGCGACCUGACCAAAUUCACAUAGAAAUGUGUGUUAUAGAUAUGUCAUUCAUAUUGAACGCAAGUCUAGGAAGCGGUAGAUCUCUUCUAUGUGAGCUACUUCUAUGCUUCCUGGUCUUAAGUUUUGUUUUAGCGUAUUUUACUUUUGGUUCUGUACUCCAGCUGAAAAUACAAUAUUUUUGGUUAUGGAAAAUAUUUCACAGCAGUUUAGAUGGUACAAUGAUUCUCUACACUAUACUUGCUUAUUUUGUCACAAACUGAAAUUAGACAAACUAUUAGAAUUUUUGCAAUCAGGAAAUGAUGGAGUGAUUUCUGCAUAGUGCAUCUUUAAAGUUUGAUCUGUUACAUAAAAAAAUUCAGUAGAUUCGAAAAAAUGAUGGCAAUCAUUUGUUUUUAUCUCCAGUAAGAAACUGUUAGCCAUUGGCUGCUAACAGCUGAGAACUGCUAGCUAAUAUGGGUCGUCAGAGCGGAAGAGGUAAUGAGAGAGGCCCAACUUGGCGGAAAAUAUAUCUCCCUCCAGCAGGUGGCGUUUUUAGUUUUUCCACCCACCAAGCAAGGAGUUUUUGUAUGGAGGUCAAAUUUUAUGGCUUAUUUGCUACGUGAGGUUUAUUUGAUUGAAUAGAAGUUUCGUAAUGCUUAUGUUGUUACGAGUGUACUGAUAUAAGUAGGACACGCAUCAUCCCUGCAACUUUGAGAAAAAACACUAUCGAGAUGGCAAUGUAUAUUCAUGGCAUUAGGCUAGUAGCAUAGCAUCUCUCUCCAUUGAAUACAGGUGGGUUACGUCAACCCUCAUCAAAUUUUCAAAAAAGUAUUAAGAUAAUGAGAUGUAUCCACCAAUCCAAAGAAAGGAUAGGUGGGAGCUAGACAGCCCGCCGUGCUGCUUUGUGGACUACUACUCCCAUUGUUAGGGCAGAGAGACAAGUGUCUUGUCAGUAUAUCUAUAAUCUUUGGGGUCGUUCGGGAACUAGUGGCUCUUUUUGUACUGAUCUUUUUGGUGAACGUCGGGAAACCGAAUUGCAUCGGUGAAAGUGACGUUCAUUUGGCUCCCUGAUUUGCAUACUGCUAUUGCUGCUUUUUGAUCUCAAAACAAUGAUUAUCUGCAGAUAACUUACAAAAUAAUUAUCUAAAGAAGGUGCGUAGAAUCCUCACUGCAGAAACAAUAAAUAGUGGGGAGGGCACGUCAUUCUGGUCCACGCUCAUUUUUGCAGUGCAUUAAAAUUUUUUUAAACAAAAUGUAUAUACAUACACACACACACACACACACAACCGUUCAAAAGUUUGGGGUCACUUAGAAAUGACAUUUUUUUGUCCAUUAAAAUAACAUCAAAUUGAUCAGAAAUACAGUGUAGAUAUUGUUAAUGUUGUAAAUGACUAUUUUAGCUGGAAACUGCAGAUUUUUUAUGGAAUAUCUACAUAGGCGUACAGAGGCCCAUUAUCAGCAACCAUCAGUCCUGUGUUCCAAUGGCACAUUGUGUUUGCUAAUCCAAGUUUAUCAUUUUAAAAGGCUAAUUGAUCAUUAGAAAACCCUUUUGCAAUUAUGUUAGCACAGCUGAAAACUGUUGUGCUGAUUAAAGAAGCAAUAAAACUGGCCUUCUUGAGACUAGUUGAGUAUCUGGAGCAUCAGCAAUUGUGGGUUCGAUUACAGGCUCAAAAUGGCCAGAAACAAAUAACUUUAUUUUGAAACUCGUCAGUCUAUUCUUGUUCUGAGAAAUUAAGGCUAUUCCAUGUGAGAAAUUGCAAAGAAACUGAAGAUCUCGUACAAUGCUGUGUAAUACUCCCUUCACAGAACAGCGCAAACUGUCUCUAACCAGAAUAGAAAGAGGAGUGGGAGGCCCCGGUGCACAACUGAGCAAGAGGACAAAUACAUUAGUGUCUAGUUUGAGAAACAGGCGCCUCACAGGUCCUCAACUGGCAGCUUCAUUAAAUAGUACCUGCAAAACACCAGUCUCAACAUCACCAGUGAAGAGGCGACUCCGGGAUGCUGACCUUCUAGGCAGAGUUGCAAAGAAAAAGCCAUCUCAAACUGCCCAUCUUAAUCUUUUCUUUUUAUUGGCCAGUUUGAGAUAUGGCUUUUCCUUUAAUGGACAAAAAAAAAUCAUUUUUUUUUUUAAACAAGGACAUUUCUAAGUGACUCUAAACUAUAUAUAUAGAUAGCCUACUUUUGGGGCUUUACAUUGGAGAUUUGCAAUAUUUUUCUGUUUCUAGGUCGAUUUCUAAGCAUUUAGAACGAAGAGCCGUUUGGGAGCCAAAUGAGACGUCUCUUUUACUUGAACGGAGCCAAAUGAGCCGGUUCAUCGAAAAGACUCAGAAUGCCCAUCACUACUAGCUAACUGGCAAGCACAAAAGCAGUCAACAACUUCGGGAGUACAGACCAGGGUUGCCAGGUCAAACUAAAAUUUCUAGUCCAAUGACUUCUCAAAACCUGCCCACAAGGCCUGAAAACUAGCCCAAUUAAUUAUUUUGCAGCAAGAGAUGACCUGCCACAUUUAUCCAAUAAACCCUUUUUCCAUAACGUUAUCUAGUGAAUUAAGAAAGAAUGUCAACGUAAUUUGUAACGAUGUAGGCUAAGAAGCAUAAUAAUAAUUAUUGCGAGUUUAAGAAUGUCCCAAGAAAAAAUAUGAUUUGCCCUUAUUAAACUGGCCAGAUCAUUUUCCAUCAAUGGAUGUCAAUUUAACUUGUUUGACUGCAAUGAUUAAGCAUAAAUCCCGAGGAGGUGUGGUAGGAUUAAUGAGUUUGACAUCUACUGUCCAACUUUCAUCACUCAAUCUCUGUGCAAGAAACACUUGGCCCAUAUACAGUGAGGGAAAAAAGUAUUUGAUCCCCUGCUGAUUUUGUACGUUUGCCCACUGACAAAGAAAUGAUCAGUCUAUAAUUUUUAUGGUAGGUUUAUUUGAACAGUGAGAGACAGAAUAACAACAAAAAAAUCCUGAAAAAUGCAUGUAAAAAAUGUUAUAAAUUGAUUUGCAUUUUAAUGAGGGAAAUAAGUAUUUGAACCCUCUGCAAAACAUGACUUAGUACUUGGUGGCUAAAUCCUUGUUGGCAAUCAUAGAGGUCAGACGUUUCUUGUAGUUGGCCACCAGGUUUGCACACAUCUCAGGAGGGAUUUUGUCCCACUCCUCUUUGCAGAUCUUCUCCAAGUCAUUAAGGUUUCGAGGCUGACGUUUGGCAAUUCAAACCUUCAGCUCCCUCCACAGAUUUUCUAUGGGAUUAAGGUCUCGAGACUGGCUAGGCCACUCCAGGACCUUAAUGUGCCUCUUCUUGAGCCACUCCUUUGUUGCCUUGACCGUGUGUUUUGGGUCAUUGUCAUGCUGGAAUACCCAUCCACAACCCAUUUUCAAUGCCCUGGCUGAGGGAAGGAGGUUCUUACCCAAGAUUUGACUGUACAUGGCCCGUCCAUCGUCCCUUUGAUGCGGUGAAGUUGUCCUGUCCCCUUAGCAGAAAAACACCCCCAAAGCAUAAUGUUUCCACCUCCAUGUUUGACGGUGGGGAUGGUGUUCUUGGGGUCAUAGGCAGCAUUCCUCCUCCUCCAAACACGGCGAGUUGAGCUGAUGCCAAAGAGCUCCAAUUUGGUCUCAUCUGACCACAACACUUUUGCCCAGUUCUCCUCUGAAUCAUUCAGAUGUUCAUUGACAAACUUCAGACGGGCAUGUAUAUGUGCUUUCUUGAGCAGGGGGACCUUGCGGGCGCUGCAGGAUUUCAGUCCUUCACGGCGUAGUGUGUUACCAAUUGUUUUCUUGGUGACUAUGGUCCCAGCUGCCUUGAGAUCAUUGACAAGAUCCUCCCGUGUAGUUCUGGGCUGAUUCCUCACCGUUCUCAUGAUCAUUGCAACUCCACGAGGUGAGAUCUUGCAUGGAGUCCCAGGCCGAGGGAGAUUGACAGUUAUUUUGUGUUUCUUCCAUUUGCGAAUAAUCGCACCUACGGUUGUCACCUUCUCACCAAGCUGCUUGGCGAUGGUCUUGUAGCCCAUUCCAGCCUUGUGUAGGUCUACAAUCUUGUCCCUGACAUCCUUGGAGAGCUCUUUGGUCUUGGCCAAGGUGGAGAGUUUUGAAUCUGAUUGAUUGAUUGCUUCUGUGGACAGGUGUCUUUUAUACAGGUAACAAGCUGAGAUUAGGAGCACUCCCUUUAAUAGUGUGCUCCUAAUCUCAGCUCGUUACCUGUAUAAAAGACACCUGGGAGCCAGAAAUCUUUCUGCUUGAGAGGGGGUCAAAUACUUAUUUCCCUCAUUAAAAUGCAAAUCAAUUUAUAACAUUUUUGACAUGCAUUUUUCUGGAUUUUGUUGUUGUUAUUCUGUCUCUCACUGUUCAAAUAAACAUACCAUUAAAAUUAUAGACUGAUCAUUUCUUUGUCAGUGGGCAAACAUACAAAAUCAGCUGGGGAUCAAAUACUUUUUUCCCUCACUGUAAUAAAAAAUAACUUUGACAAACUCCAAAAACGAUUGUUAGGCUAUUUUCUGGCAAUUGUGCAGUUAAGACUACAAACCAUAAUAAAUUGCCUAUUUGCGAGAUUGACUUAUUUCAAUAGGCAUAGGCUACUGACUAAAAUCUGGGUUUAUAAUUGCAAUUCAGCUUUGCCAUGGUUUGCUGAGCUAGAUGCAGGUAGCCUAUAGCCCCUGAUAGGCCAACAUCUCAUUUCAGGGAAAAGUCCACAAUGAAACUGACAUUAAAUGUGGAGAAUACUACAUUUGCUAUAGAUCUGUGACCAUGAUCACAAUUUAUAACUUCCAAUUUAAUUAACUAAACAUGGCCAUUUAAUAACUGCAUAAUAACACAAGGCUACAACAACAAUAAACUGAAGUCUAGGUUUGUGGUAUAUUGGCCAUAUACCACAAACCCCCAAGGUGCCUUAUUGCUAUUAUAAACUGGUUACCAAUGUAAUUAAAGCAGUAACAAGAAUUUGUCAUACCCGUGGUAUACGGUCUGAUAUACCACGGCUGUCAGACAAUCAGCAUUCAGGGCUCGAACCACCCAGUUUAUAAAAAUGAAUAGCCUACUUGAUGGCCAACAGAUGCAAAUAUAUCAUUCUCCACAUUUAAUGUCAGUUUCAUUGUGGACUUUUCCCCCAUAACAGAAGCACGCGAGGGGGUUUCAUAACUUCCAUUUCAAAUGCCAUGGCGGCAUGGAAGUAGCCCAAAAACCCGAAACUCGCGAGUAAUACAUUAUUACCCGCAACAUCGUUUUCAAAGUAGCCCCAUUUGGCCGAAAAACAGUGGACAUGGCAACCCUGGUACAGACCCCUAGAAAUUGUUUGAUCGCCCUCUAGUGGCAAAAGUAAGAACUGGCCAAAAAGGCACAGUCGGAGGAGAAUAAUUAUUCUGUCAAGGAAAGGUAUAUUAUAUAUUUUUGAGUCAUACUAAGACAAAAGAAACGUGACACAUUGGUGCAGGAAAUGAAGAAAUUGAUAAAUGCUGGAAUUAAACAAUUAACUAUGCAAAUGAGCAAAAGCUGUGUGCAUUAAGGAAAUGGAUGCCUGGCUCAAAUAAAAGCCUGUCUCUGAGUACCUGUUGUCUUCAGUGAUUUAAGCAAAUAAACGCUGGGGUUUUUAAUGGAAGUUUUACGGUAGGCUAUUAUUUAUAUAUUUUUAUUUGUUAAUGCUAUAUACAGGGUCCUAUGUACAUAAGUGGACAUUUUAUAAAGGGGCAUAUUUUUUAAAUAAAACAAUGGCCAGUUUGGGUUGCAGUUGUAUGCACUUGUUUUUGUAAAAACAAACAGUCUGGCCCUCAAAUUAGUUUUUGUUUUUUCAGUAUGGCCCAUGCGGUGAUUUGAGUUUGUGAUCAUUAUCCGAUGUGGAUAACCAUAACUGUGUCUUGUCCUGUCGUCCUCCACAGAGAACUACACACUCCUGUCCCGUGUAAGGAACAAGCCCUACGAUGUGUUUGGCUGCUGGCUGAACGAAACCCACCUCAUCUCUGGCAACCUGCACUGGAUCGGCAACAUGACCUCCUGCUCUGUGCUCUGGCUCAACAAAGCCUUUCAGGUCAGUCCCAUACAUGGUCAAAAUGUUAUGGUUGAUAGAGGACAAAACAGUUGUGGAACUAUUUAUAUAGUGACCAUUUUGACUGGAUCAUUGUGUGACUGGUCAAACUGAGAUAAAUUGUGGAUGUCUCUCACACAGAAUUGUGAAUUGAUCAGUUUCUUUGUCUGGGGAUAUAGUCCAUGUCAGCUAUCUCUCUCUCUCUCUCCUAGUCACAGCUAUCAGCCCCCUAAGUAUAUUUGCUUAGGUUCCUCCCAGUCUAAUGACCUAAAUGUAUUUUAUAGGCAUGCAUGACCCGUAUCCUUUUUCUCCCCAGGACGUGGAGUCUGAGAAUGUCAACGUGGUCAAGCGGCUCUUUAAGAUCCAGAACAUCAACGCCAGCACCAUCCGCACCGUGAUGGUGGCCCACUGCCGGCGCCACGACUCCCCAGACCUGCUGCUGGACUACGAGGCCCAGGCUCAGAGCCAGCCACUGAGCCACCAGCCCCUGCUCUUUGACCUGGGAACCACUGACAGUGAGGAGGAGGAGGAGGACGAAGAGCGCCGGAGGGAGAUGAGACUGCAGGGUUUGUCAGCAGCCCACCUGCCUCAGCUCACCCCCUCUGGGCUAGAGCAUGUCAUACAGGUGAGCACUCCCAAAGGUUGUGUGUUACAGUAGAGUAGGCCAGUAUGAAAACAACAUGUAUUGCUUUGUAACCAAUGGAAAGUCUACGAAGUAGUCUCAUUUGGCCACAUGCACUAUGACUUCAUCUCUUUGUCUCCAUCUUUAUAAGGAAUGGGAAUUUGACAUUAUUUCACUAUAUCAUGAUAUUUUUUCAACUAUCCGGAUAGUCGAAAUUACAACAAAUAAAAUAUAAAUGUUCUCAACCAAUCAAAAUGACACAAAUGCACAUGGCAGAGGUAAACAGCGGACAGGCUGCUUUUCUCCUCUAGUGAAAAGUCUGAUUUUCGCCAUGAUGGAACUGAUUUUGUUAAGGUUUUCUGGUGAGUGUUUUGCAUUGAUCUGUCUCAGGUCUUGUGCAAACUCUGUUAGCUGCGCCCCUGUAAUUGCCAUUUGAAGUGGGGAAAAUAGCAUACAGAUCUCAGGGCAGACUGGGGGGCUAAUGCCGCGUUCAUGUGCUUGUCAGAACUUCCCAUUUCCUAGAUGUGAUGUCGGAAAUACGACUGUUUCUUUCAUGUGCUUUUUGGCCGGAACAAUUGUUCAACCAACAAGAUUUUAGCAAGCUUGAUAAGCUAGCUAACAUUGCUAAUAAUACAGUUAGCUUGCUUCACAUUGACAGUAUGGUCAAACUAGCUACAUUAUCCAUAUUGAUAAGGUUGUAGUAGUUGUCAAAAAAAUGUUUCAUCUUUUGGUUGAAAAGGUCAGUGGUGAAACGUUGCAACUCGGUCCACUUGUAAUUCCGAUUUGGAGGGUCGUUCAAGUGAAACUUCCCAGUUGGAACUAGGAAUUUCCGAUAACUCCGAUAGCAUGUGAACGUGUCAUAAAUGCGCAGCAGCAGCUCAACGCAUGUUAUAAAAACUACAUUCAAAAUGUUUUAUUAAAUUAAAGGCCCAGUGCAGUCAAAAACGUGAUUUACUGUGUUUUAUAUACACAGUGUACUAAACAUUAAUAUUGAGUUGCACCCCCUUUUGCCCUCAGAAUAGCCUCAAUUCGUUGGGGUGUGGAAAGCGUUCCACAGGGAUGCUCGCCCAUGUUGACUCCAAUGCUUCCCCCAGUUGUCGAGUUGGCUGGAUGUCCUUUGGGUGGUGCACCAUUCUUGAUUCACAAGGGAAACUGUUGAAUGUGAAAAACACAGCAGUGUUGCAGUGCAGCAGUUUACUGUAGGUAUGGUAGUACUGUAGGUUCAAAGGCACUUACAUAUUUUGUCUUGCCAUUCAAUCUCUGAAUGGCACACAUACACGAUCCAUGUCUCGAGGCUUAAAUAGCCUUAUUUACCCUGUCUUCUCCCCUUCAUCUACACUGAUUGAAGUGGAUUUAACAAGUGACAUCAAUAAGGGAUGAUAGUCAGUCUGUCAUGGAAAGAGCAUGUUGUUCCCAAUGUUUUGUACACUAUGAGAUUGGAAUAAUACUGUGAAAAUGAUGACGAUCCCCUUUUAGUGUAAGAGCUGUUUGAAAAUGCAGGGUGAAAUUUCAGCCUGUUUUGAUGGGAUUGAGUUUUGGCCUGCCUUGUGACAUCACCAGGCGGUACAUUCAUUAAUAGACCAAUAAGAGAACAUUCCAAACCUCUCUGCCAAUAACAGCUAAUUUUCAGUCUUCCCCUCCCCACUCAGACCACUCCGAUAGUCCUAGCAAAAUUCUUGCUUGAGAAAUUGCUCUUUGCGAAGAAGCUAUUUGUGUUUCUUUUUGACCAUUUUAAUUGAAAACAUUCACAAUAAGGUACUUGAAGUGGCAGUAGAAACAAUAACAAAGCGGUGUCCCUGCCCCUGGUUUGGUAAAAAGCUGAUGGGCCUGGAGAAAUGUAACCACUCUCAAAUGCAUAGACAGAGCUAUGGAUGUAAGGACUGCCCAUCCAUGAAAUCAAAAUGUAUAGUUUUAACCAUGUUUUGCUAUAUAGUUUGUAAACAAAGAAAGUAUAAACAAACAUUGGAGUAAAACAAGCUUAUAUUUUGGGUUCUGAUGACAGUUGAACUAAGCUCAUGAGGCAAUCUACAUUUAUAUAUUCUUUAAAAAUCAAUGAGUACAUAUCAUUAAUUCACAAGUCCAAAAAUGGAUGUAGCAACUGCUGAUUGCCCGUUUAAUUGUUACCCAGAAAUUAUUAGACGUUGACGUUGAUGACGUUAAAAGGUCCAAUGCAGCCGUUUUAAGUAUUUCAAAUGUCAUGGUAUAUCCUUUUAGGUAACAAUGUCACAAGGAUAAUUACAUUUGUAACAAAGCAUUGUCAAAAUCUAAAAAAAUUACCACCCACUCAAGUAAUCUAAUACUAACAUCCGUUCGGUUAUUCGAUUAACUGUGCCCAUCCCUAAUCUUGAUUGAGUACUCGCUGACCCUUUCUCCCCUCUCCCUCUGGUGCCCUAGGGUCGUCACAGUGAAGCCCCAGAGGCGAGGGAGCUGGAGACCAAGUGGGCCCAGCUCAUGGCUAGAGCCCACACCAAGGCCCCAGACCCCAACGUGCUCUCCUCGGCCCCUGGGGACGAAGAGGACAAGACCUACCUGCUCUUCACCACCGGCAGCCUUACCUACUCCCCCCACCAGAUUGGUAUCAAGCGGAUCAUGCCUGACCAGAUGACCACGUCUGGGCCUGUCCUGGGAGAGGAGCGCAGCACUGACGAGUUCUUUGACUCUCUGGACCAUGUGAUCGACAUCCACGGCCACAUCAUCGGCAUGGGCCUGUCUCCAGACCACAGGUGAGGGAGUGAAUGUUAGUCAUGGGCAGCAGUGUGAAGAGGCUGGGUAAUUUGGUUGCAAAGCUACAGGUGCAAAGAUGUGGCAGGAGGAGUGUACCUGAAACCCCUUGAAUAACUGUCAUCGUAACCUCAUAGUAACUAUUUGUCUUGCAAAAUCACCUUGCUUUCCUCACUUUGUUUUUAAUGCUGAACAAGUACACCUUAACCAAGACCGUCCAUGCUGUUGUCCAUCUGUCCAGGUAUCUGUAUGUGAACAGUCGGGCGUGGCCGGCGGGCUGCGUGAUCUCUGACCCCAUGUCUCCGCCCCCCAUUGCCGAGGAGAUCGACCUGCACGUCAUUGACCUGAAAAGCCUGCGGGAGGAGAGGCGGAGCCUGAGGGCCCACCGAGCCUUCACGCCCAACGACGAGUGCUUCUUCAUCUUCCUGGAUGUCAGCAGAGACUUUGUGGCCAGGUAUGUAUGUCACAUCUGCUGUAACAGUUACAGGCAGGAUGGGGUUACUAUGGUUGUGUUUAUAAAGAAUUUAAUAUCCCUUUUGCAAAGUUGUCUGUGUAAUGAUAUUGGGCUUUUGUGGCCGAUACUAACAGGGAGUAAUUGUGUGGAUUAUAUGAAGGACAUGUUUGACCAUAUGCAGAUUUCUGAUUUGAUAACACCAUAAUCCUGUUCAGAAUGUGUCUUAUGAAGUUGACAAAAUAUAAUGGAAACCUCAGCUGAGCACAGAAAUCACUUACUUUACUAGUCAUUCACCAGUGACUUGUCUAUCGCUCUCCUCCUAGUGGUGCAGAGGACAAACACGGUUACAUCUGGGACCGCCACUACAACAUCUGUCUGGCGCGGCUGCAGCACGACGACGUGGUCAACUCAGUGGCCUUCAGCCCGGCUGACCAGGAGCUGCUGCUCUCCGCCAGCGACGACUCCACCAUCAAGGUGUGGCGCUCGCCGCGCAUGGUCCGCCUGGCCCACGCCCCACGCCCACGCCCACGCAACCUCCUCUCCUGGCUGGGCCGCAACAAGAACGCCACCUCCAACAACGGGGAACUCUGAGACAAGGGGACUGGGGAAAGACUCUUUCAUGGUGACGCACACUCCAGGAGUAGCUAUCUUCAGUGUGGGCAAAUCACACUGUUUUAUCUUGAACUCACUAUCCACCUAAUGACAUGUGAGAGCUGGGGUAAGCCACAAGGAGGCGCAACAGUCCUCUCCAUAAAUGUCCUUUUGAAAGGUGACACCUAGCAAGGUGAAUUGCUUCUAAGGUGAAGAUCAUACCCUACAGGCAAGUUCCUCCUGGACCUUUGCAAAGUCUGGGGGGAAUGACAUUUAUUUGUUAUAAUGAUCAUGUUUCCAAUUCAGGAGAGAAAAUGAUAGUUUGUUCAUUGAAGGAAGAGGAGAGAUGUGGACACUAAAAUAUGGUCAAAGAUUACCCCAUAUCUGGUCUUGUCUUCGGUUUUUAAGUCUUUCGCUCUGUGUGUGUGUAUGUAUGUCUGUAUACACGUGUUUGUAUAUAUUCUUUCACGUUUUUUAAUGUUGGGUUGUACUAUCACAUCAGUGAUGUCAUGAUUGCAGAGCUGAGGACGUCUGAAAUUACCUAUCCCAGUUCGUCAUGCAUUAUCAUUUUAUUGUGCAUUGAAACAUAUUGUAAAAUUAAGUUAAAUGUCUUGCUGUUUCAUUUUUUUCCUCCACUGGCUAUUCUGCAACUUUACGCCAGCUUUGAGUGAACUUUAAAAAUAAAUAAGAAAUUCCUAUCACUUUCAUGAUAGGUUCAAUCUGUGAGUAAGUUGCCAAACACACAAGUAUUCAACCAAAGACUGAGAUUCUCAACAUUAAGUCACCACAAUUUCAUAUCAAUAAUUUCUUUAGGACAGAUGCAAAAUAAGUUUUAUUGUCAAGAGAUCCAUUAUGUCUCAGGUUCAGCUACUUUUCUUUUUUUUUUUUUACAGUCAGUUAUUUGGUUGUAUCAGGUAUAGGACUGUGACGAUCAUGACAUUUUGUCAGCUGGUUGUCAUGCAACUGACUGCCAGUCUCACGGUAAUGGACCGUUAAUUAACAAACAGGUUCAGCAUCUCCAUGCAUACAACCUGCUACAAGCCGCUGAUGCAAGCCUUUGGAACAUCUACGUUUAAAAAAAGUAACAAAACCAUUUAAUAUAUACCAUCACAAUAAAUCCAUGUAUUUUAGGCAGGUCUAAAGAAACAUGAUAUGAAGGAAAUGAGU